CCCGAGAAGCGCCUCGGAGACUGUUCUAGUGUUCGCGACGAUAUCCCAGGUAAUUGAUUCCACCAGUACCGGUACUCGGAGAGCAAUUCUAUUCUACACAAAGACUGGACCGACAUGUCUCGAUCCGAAAAGCCAACGUUAUCCCCCGAAGGCUGUUACUCAGCGCAGUCGAUCCGGCGCUUCCUUCUGCUAUCGAGAUCAUUAACAGACGACUCGGUAUCCGCCGAUCUGAACUCCCUUCCGGUGCAGCAAAGCUCGACAGAACUCGGCAGCGGGAAACUAUGGCGGAAGCCGGAACGAGAGCGAGCUGGUGCGCCGCGGAGACUGUGCAAGGACUACGUCUCGACUUCCGUCUUUGAGAGCUGGAAAGCCCGCGACGACGUGUUGGAAUACUGCACUUCUGUGGCUGAAUCUCGGAAAAGCGAGGUCGUGGCUGCGUUUGCACAACGAGAGAAGGUCGAUCCGAGGAUAGAUCCGUAUGCGGCCAGAGAUAUUCCCGAGGUGACGAAGGAGGAUCAGAUGCUGUCGUGGAUCCAGAACGAGCGAGAGAUCGAGGACAUUGUGCGGAACCGCACAUGGUCGGUUAUCGAGGGCAAGUGCUCUGACUUUAGUGCGCCAACCGGAGCUACUGAUAGCUAUGCUACGAGUGGAUGGAAGACUGUAUAUUCGGAAUGGAAGAGCGCAAAGUGAGGCGUGGCGGUCAGCGUCCAGAGAAACGGCUGUACUGGAUUGUUCGGGUUUUCCCUGAUAUAGUCAGUAGGUAUGGUUUAUUUGGGUGCUUGCUACAUAGUAUGCGCUGUAUAUAAUCGAAAGUCUUGCCGGACGUUAUAAAUGGCGUUGUAUAUAUGAACAGAUUCGAUGUAGCAGGAGCGAUGCUAGUAAUAUAUUCUCAGACUCAU
This is a messenger RNA of Myxozyma melibiosi, 899 nucleotides long. Its product is annotated as caffeine-induced death protein 2. Gene Ontology annotation, cellular component: mitochondrial intermembrane space; mitochondrion. The transcript has a single exon. The record is from RefSeq and is a predicted model, not a curated record. Bases 115 to 690 code for a protein of 191 amino acids. NCBI's taxonomy places the organism in Eukaryota, Fungi, Ascomycota, Lipomycetes, Lipomycetales, Lipomycetaceae.